CCCUAUAGAGUAUACAGAUGGACGGUGACGACCUUUUUGAUGUCUUUUCUGAGACACCAGCAGAGGUUGCUGCCGAAAUUCCUGUGGAGAAGGAAGUGUCUCUCAAAGAGGAUACUUUGCAAGAUCUGAAAAAAAGGCUGCACGCUGAAAGCCCUCAGCCUUCUAGCCCUCAGCCUUCUACUAAAAAGGCUAAUACCACGUCUGAGAGCAAACCAAAAAAAGCUGUUGUCAGUGACUCUAUUGAAAUAGAGGCACUGAGAGAAGUUGCUGCUUCUGCAGGACUCUUGGCCCAGCCUGGGGAAGGCUCGACAGGGGAGUCUUCCGGGCUUAAAUUGAAGCAUCAGGUUAGACAUCAAGUCGCAAUCCCCCCUGAUUAUCCCUAUGUCCCAAUUGGUGAACACAAACGAUCUUCAGAAGCUCGUGUAUACCCCUUUACCUUAGACCCCUUUCAGGAUACAGCUAUUUCAUGUAUCGACAGAGACGAGUCUGUUUUGGUCUCGGCGCAUACAUCAGCAGGUAAGACAGUUGUGGCCGAAUACGCGAUCGCACAGUCUCUCAGAGAUAAACAAAGAGUCAUCUAUACAUCACCUAUUAAGGCAUUGAGUAAUCAGAAAUUCAGAGAGCUUCUGGCUGAAUUUGGAGAUGUCGGGUUGAUGACCGGAGAUGUCACCAUAAACCCCGAUGCAGGCUGCCUUGUUAUGACCACCGAGAUUUUGCGGAGCAUGUUAUACAGAGGAUCUGAAGUCAUGCGUGAGGUGGCCUGGGUGAUCUUUGAUGAGGUACAUUACAUGAGAGAUAAGUCAAGAGGUGUUGUCUGGGAAGAGACAAUUAUAUUGCUUCCGGAUAAGGUGCACCACGUGUUUUUGUCUGCAACUAUUCCAAAUGCAAUGGAAUUUGCCGAAUGGAUUGUGAAAACUCACAACCAACCUUGCCAUGUUGUUUAUACCGACUUCAGGCCAACCCCUUUACAACAUUAUUUGUUCCCUGCUGCGGGUGACGGCAUUCACUUAGUGGUGGAUGAAAAGGGUACUUUUCGUGAGGAAAAUUUCCAAAAGGCAAUGUCUUCCAUAUCCAAUAGUAUGGGAGACGAUCCUGCGUCAGGAGACUCUGCAAAAAACGGAAAAAAGAAUGGGCAAACUAAAAAGGGUGGCGUUAAAGAUGGAAAUAGUGACAUCUACAAGAUUGUGAAAAUGAUCUACAUGAAGAGAUACAACCCGGUUAUUGUUUUUUCAUUCUCGAAGAGAGAUUGCGAGUCUUUAGCUUUGAAGAUGUCCAAACUAGACUUCAAUAACGACGAGGAGAGAUCUGCGCUUCUGAAAAUCUUUGAUAAUGCAAUCGACUUGCUUCCAGAUGCAGACAAAGAGCUUCCGCAGAUCAAGAAUAUCCUUCCAUUGUUGAAAAGAGGUAUUGGUAUUCACCAUUCUGGUUUAUUGCCCAUUUUGAAGGAAAUUAUCGAAAUCUUGUUUCAGGAGGGUUUACUCAAAGUGCUUUUUGCCACCGAGACAUUCUCCAUUGGACUUAACAUGCCUGCAAAAACCGUUGUAUUCACUUCCGUGAGGAAAUGGGACGGAAAGGGAUUUCGCUGGGUCUCUGGCGGUGAAUACAUUCAGAUGUCUGGAAGAGCUGGGCGUAGAGGUUUGGAUGACAGGGGUAUCGUUAUAAUGAUGAUCGACGAAAAAAUGGAACCGCAGGUUGCCAAAGGAAUGGUGAAGGGUCAAGCCGAUAGGCUUGACUCUGCAUUUCACUUGGGCUAUAAUAUGAUUUUGAACUUAAUGCGUGUCGAGGGCAUUUCGCCAGAAUUUAUGCUUGAAAGCUCCUUUUUUCAAUUUCAAAAUGCGGCAUCAGUUCCUUUGUUGGAAAAAGAACUUCAACAAUUGACGAUUGAAUACAAUAAUACCGUCAUCGAAGAUGAGUUCCUUGUGAAAGAGUACUAUGACUUAAAGAAGCAAUUGAAAAUUUACCAAGAAGAUGUGCGCCGUGUGAUCACCCAUCCUGGUCACAUUCUUCCUUUCUUGCAACCGGGCAGAGUCAUUGAAGUGAGGAUCGGAGAUCAUGACUACGGUUGGGGAAUGGUCGCUUCUUUUACAAAAAGAAGCAACAAGAGAGGUCCAUCGCAGACUUUUUCUGAUCACGAGUCGUACAUCGUGACGGUAUUUGUCUGCUCUAUGUUUGUGGAUUCUCCGGUCAACUUGAUCAAACCUUUCAAUCCUGUUCUUGCAGAAGGUAUUCGUCCGGCCAAUGGAGAAGAAAAGGCUCGUGCGGAGUUUAUUCCAAUAACUCUUGACUCCAUAUCUGCGAUUUCAAGUGUACGGUUGAAGAUGCCUGAAGAUUACAAGAGCUCCACCGCCAAAAGAAGCUUGGUGCGUACUUUGAAAGACUUGCCCAAGAAGUUACCAGAUGGAAUUCCUCUUAUGAAUCCUGUUGAAAGUAUGAAAAUUGAUGAUUCCGACUUCAAAAUGUUAUUGAGAAAAAUUGAUGUUUUGGAAAGCAAAAUGACCACAAACGUUCUUCACGAAUCGGACCGAAUUGACGACUUGUACCAGAAAUUUUCACAGAAGGUAGGCAUCGAUGAACAAAUUAGGCAAGUGAAGGAGAAGAUAUUACAAGCUCAGGCGGUAAUUCAACUAGAUGACUUGAAACACAGAAAAAGAGUCUUGAGAAAACUUGGAUUCACGACACAAAAUGACAUCAUUGAAUUGAAAGGUAGGGUGGCAUGUGAAAUCUCUACAGGUGAUGAACUCUUGCUCACAGAGCUUAUUUUCAAUGGUACAUUUAAUGAAAUGAACUCUGAACAAUGUGCUUCCUUGCUUUCUUGCUUUGUUUUCCAGGAACGGGCCAAGGAGGUCCCUCGUCUAAAGCCUGAAUUGCAAGAACCUUUGAAAGCAAUGCAAGAUAUGGCCACGAAGCUUGCCAAAACUUAUAGGGAAUGCAACCUUGAGGUCGCAGAGAAGGAAUAUGUGGAGGAGUUUCGCCCGGAGUUGAUGGAAGUGACACACGCAUGGUGUAAAGGAGCUUCUUUUACUCAAAUUUGCAAAAUGACUGAUGUCUAUGAGGGGUCCCUCAUUCGUAUGUUUAAGAGACUCGAGGAGAUGAUCAAGCAGAUGGUCACCGCGGCAAAAACAAUUGGAAAUGUCGAAUUGGAGCAGAAGAUGGAGAAGGCAGCUGAGAUGGUACACAGAGACAUUGUCAGUGCAGGGUCAUUGUAUUUGUAAGUUAUAAAUAAACGAUGAAGACUGGCAAUUUCUUUGAAUCAAUUUUAAACGCACUUACGUAGUAUGGAAAUUUAAAGUUCAGCAGCUCGGAUCUUGCAAAAGUGAAUGCAGUGCGUCUAUAUAGUGAAUAAUUCCGGACGAAGAUAUACUGAUGUAUAAUUCUUUGUUCAGAUGGGU
Messenger RNA from Metschnikowia bicuspidata var. bicuspidata NRRL YB-4993, 3389 nucleotides. Its product is annotated as ATP-dependent RNA helicase. The coding region runs from base 18 to 3212 and encodes 1064 amino acids. Gene Ontology annotation, biological process: maturation of 5.8S rRNA; RNA catabolic process. Gene Ontology annotation, cellular component: nucleus. Gene Ontology annotation, molecular function: ATP binding; RNA binding; RNA helicase activity. The record is from RefSeq and is a predicted model, not a curated record. Lineage: Eukaryota; Fungi; Ascomycota; Pichiomycetes; Serinales; Metschnikowiaceae. The transcript has a single exon.